GAAGAGCAGAUGAGGAGGAGUGACUACUGAUGAAUAAACGAUCCCCUCUCUCUCUCUCUAUAUAAAAUAUUUUUCUCCGCGCGCUGUCCCCAGUCCUCCCGAGACGGUUCACCGCCCCUCCCCCCUCGAGCACACACUAAACACUCACACGGUCCCGGCGAGGGGACUUUUGUUGCGGAAAAGACCCGUCCUCCUUCUCCGUCGUCCCACCCAACUCGGUUCCAGGAGAGAUCUUUUUUGAGUUCACAAACAGGGAGACUUUGAAACCCGGCCGGACUUCGACCAUCUUCUCUCUCUCCCCGUCGCUGACUCAUCCCCCCCCCACCCCGGAGGCAGAGACCAUGGCUGAGUACGGCUCCCUGCUCAGCGACCUGUCGGAGAACAUCACCAGCGAGGACCUGCGGCAGCUCAAGUCCGCCUGCAAGGAGGACAUCCCGGAGGGGGAGAGCGACCACAUCGCCUGCUCCCGCGACUGGUUCACCUACCUGGAGGAGCGCAGCAAGCUGGCCCAGGACAACCUGUCGUACAUCGAGCACAUCUUCGAGAUCUCGCGGCGGCCCGACCUGCUGACGCGCGUCAUCGAGUACCGCACCACCGUGCUCAAGAUCUCCGAGGACGACGAGAUCGACACCAAGCUCACGCGCAUCCCCUCCGCCAAGAAGUACAAAGACAUCAUCCGCCAGCCCUCUGAAGACGAGAUCAUCAAGUUGGCCCCCCCACCUAAAAAAGCAUGAGGUCACGACGCGACUGCGACCUUUGCACCUUGACCUCCAUCCCUGUCCUGUCUAAUCAACUAACCAAUCAACCAAUAAAUUCUGAUGAUAUCUUAGCCCCACCCCCUCCCGAUCUCACAGCCACGCCCCUCCUCUUCUCCCCGGCACAUAUACAGCCACACAAGUCUCCUUAGCACCCAACAACCAAUCAGAAUGCUGCAACGCGCACCUAAUCAACCUCAUCGUCCUCUUGCCCGACCCACAGUAGAGUUGUCGAGAAAAGACGUUCCGUCGAAAGAGAAGGAAAGAAGGACGGAAGGACAGGUGGACAGGACAAAGGGAAGAGAGAGAAGUGUGUCGUCCUCUUCCUUCACCCAAUGGUUUCGUUCCCAUAACUUUAUUCCAUAGCUAUUGUGUUAAUGGCGUGUGCGUGUGCGUGUGUGUGUGUGUGUGUGUGUGUGUGUGCGUGUGCAGAGAUAUCAGAGAUUCAGUUGGUAGUUGUUCAGCUAUCCAACUGGAGGACUCAGUCUUAUUAAAACAAUAACAGAAAAGGCUUCAAAAGACAUUACAGUGAUGUCAGCCCGUAGGCAGAGGCUAAACAAUCCAUUCAUGAAUCAAAGCAGUUAUUUUAUGUUGACGUACUUUAAGAGUCAGGGUGUUGUAAAAUAAGUAAAAGAAUGCAAUUCAUGCAUUAGUCAUAAAAAAUAUGUCGUUCUGAACAAGGAAACAAUGAAACAAAAGACAACCUUCAAGCUUAGGCAUCUUGAAAUGUACCAAGACACACCCAAUACAUUUACAAUAAAGCCAUGUACAUUUACAAUAAGGUAGAUCCAUCUAUAAUAAGGCCGAUACAUUUAUAAGAAAAAGUAAUUAUUGUUUGCUUGGCUCAACAGUUUUAAAUGUCUGCCGGUACAUUGUAAAAGUACUAUAGCCCUUUUAGUGGACAAAGACAAUUAUAGCCAUCGGCUUCCAAGCAUGCUUAGUUAUAUGAGAAGCUGUCUCGAGGGUGUUUCUUUCUUGAUUUAUCAUACUGACCAUAAUUCUCCUAAAAUAAUAAAACAUGGUUGCAGCUGUUUGGAAAAGUACUCGGCCUCUUCAGAUGUCGUACAAAAUAAGUCCAAAAGUCCAUAUGAGACAUCAUAUUUAAAAACGUUUUUCUAAAAUAUAUCUAUUUUUAAAACCAAUAUUUGCCUUGAGCCUUUGUUCACUCCAUCGAUUGAGAAGUCUUGUGCUUGAGAUGGAGAAAUCAUCUCACAUCCAUCGUUUCACACCAACACAUCAUUUGUUUUAAUUUUGAAACACCAGAUGGGUUUCCACUAGGCAUCACAGAGAAAAGGUUUCAGGACAAGAAAGCUGAAAAAAAACCUGGCUGACCAAAACGCCAAACAUGACACAAACUAAUAGAUUUAAAAUGUUCCAACACAGACAACUAUUUUAUUAUCCAAUAUAUUGAAAUUACCUUAUUCAAGUCCCUACAGGCUUCGCUGGACAAUGAUAGUCUGACUGGGAAUAGUAAAUUGGAAUAAUAAUUCAAAACUUAAACUAAAAUUAUACCUCUAAUAGAUAGAUAAAAAAUUAUCUUUACAAAAAAUAUGUGAAGAUGUAAAAAACAAUGUGAAAUACAUGUGUGCUCCAUAUAAAGUUGGAUGUGUACCCUGGACCAUGGGUUAUGAUAGGAAAAUUAUAUUUUGAAAAAUACAUUUUUAAUGAUAUCUGCAUUAUGUGUGCAUUACACGUGCACAGCUAAAUGCUGCUUGUCACGUCAUUGGUUGCACAGAAAAUAAACAUCCAAUCCGUAACCUCCCACCGCACGGGAGAGAGAGGGAUGUGCAUCAUGAAGGAGGCUACUUAAUAACCCUCAAUUAUUGUAUUCAAACUUUACCGCGUGAACGAGCGGCUUACAAACCACCGACUUGGCCAUCCUGGUGCAUUAUGGGAUGUCUGGACACCAACCAAAUAGCUAACAAAGACUGUUGAAGUUAAACUAUAACUGCUGUUUGAAUCACUGUGCAUCUAUACUCCCCGCGGUCAAGCCUUAGCAGACGUCGUGACAUAACUUAUCUGCGGCGUAGUUUGUUUGUUUAUUUUUUCAAACAAAGAAUAUGUCUGAACUGUGAGAAAGAUUGCGUCCAAUGUAGUCCUGUUUUGCCUUUGACAGACACAUGGCGUGCAUUCCUUGAAAGGAAAUAAAAAUGAUAACAACAAUAAUCCACUCACCUUUUUGGACAGUAGUACGUUUAUCGAUACUGGAAGUCUGGAACGACAACGAAGGACUUCGGUGUUGUACUUGGGUGUUUCUCAGAGAUGUACUGUGGCUCUAUUUCAGUGUUAAAGUCCCAUGUUUGAGUUUGGAUUGAAAAUCACAAUGUUAUGUUAGAUGAUGCCCCUCCCAGUUAGUAGGUGGGUUAGCAUUAUUGAAGACACUAUCGGUCCGCUCUGACUAAAGAUAUAUCCCAGUUAUGGUAAGCUACGAGCUAGCUGAAAUGUACACAUCAUUGCGACUUUAAUACGAAAAACAAACAAAAAACGCAUAAUGUCUGGUUAGGUCAAGGUAGAUUGCACCUCCCCUCAAAAGAGCCCAUUUUCCCUUCAGUAUGUUUGCAACAGUUACACCUUCACCUGUUCCCAGUGCCAAUGACCAAGACUUUUAUUUUGAAGCUUCCCAGUAGCUGUGAUCGGGGAUGUUGUAUUCUGUAUUGCUUGCCAUAUAGUGUGUUGUACUAUUGGAUUGAUUUGUAUUUCUAUGCAUUUAAGUUGAUGUUAUAUAUGAAGCCUUUUGCUCUGCUUACGUUAAAACGUUACCCACUAAAUGGGAUUUUUUAACUUGUAAAGCAAAGGGGGGGAAACCAGUCGUCUGUCCGCUAUAACUAUUUUCUCCUGUGUUUUAUAAAUGGAGAACGUCACAAGAGAUGUGCAUCCAGUCAUUCAAGGGCAAAAACAUACCAAACUAAUCCUCCCAUCUAAAAUGUCUUCAAAUUCAAAGACAUUUAAGACGCUUUUAAAUUCAAUUAAGUAGGCCUAUCACAAUUCAUUAAAUUUUCAAUUUCUUGGCAGCGACAAAAUAGCUAGCUAUUUCUUUUCUAAACAUCGUUACAAGUAUAAUUUUACAGUCAACUGUUUCUGAUUAUGUUAAGGGCAUGUAUUUAUGACAUUUCAUGUACAUACUCCAGAAAUCGGAUGAAUUAUUAGUACAGAAUAUGCCUAUCAAGGGCAGACAGAGUACUGCCCAACUAUACUGCGUCUGCUGAAUAAAAAACUCUCCAACUGCAAUCUGUGACACCACUCGACAUGGACUCGAACUAGAAGCAGUAUUUGUAUUCACUGCUAUGACCUGUAGCAAACAGGCAUUGGUAAACAAGGACAUUAUUAUCAGAAAGAAUUCCACAGUUGCUGUUGAACAGUGAGUUACCAUGGAUAUAUAACACCAAGGCGUUUUUAUUUCAUAGCAUGAGCAUAGAUGUUUGGUCUUGGGAUUCAAUUUGUCGUUAUAUUCCAUUUUACACAAUGUUUAAAAUGCUUUUUGAAUAGCAACUUGUGAUUUCAAAUGUAUGUGACAAAUCUCCGUAGAGCCCCAUUCAGUGGACUGUAUCAAGAAGGCUGGUAGGUUGAUCUGCCCUUCAUACUCCUGGGCAAACACUCCCACUUGUGAUGUCAUAAAAUUGGGGCCGUUUCAUUGGUUGUAGGUGUCGUGCAAUGCAUAUAUGUUCACAGAGCCAGGGCUUGUAGUACGACAGCGAAAAGCAUGCAUGGAAACAUCGCAACCAAAAACUUUGACAUCCAAUUAUAUUUGUUGAUGUUUUUCAGACACAGGCUUGUGCAUUAGUGUGUAUCAAGGCUGAAAACAUAGAGCCUACAUCCAAACGUCCACUUGAGCGUAUGGGAGCCCUACCCAAACUUGUUCUCCAUUGUUAAAGUCUUGUUCUGCAGCCAUUACACAUAAUGUAUCAACAUAUCAGCUGCAAACAAUGUCAACAUUUGGAUUUCAAUGUACCAAGUGCAUCCUGACUGAGUACAUAAUAACAACAAUAACUACGAGCUAUAGAUAAUUGUUCAAACUAUACACAGCAUGACAAUAGUUACCAACGAUUCUAAGCAAAUCCCAUCCACCAAUAUCAUACUCCCUAAAGCAUAACAGCUAUGCUGUUCCUUCGGACUAGAUUGUACAAAUGGUUUGUGAAUAUAUAUAUAUCAAUGUGUUUUGUAAUUGAUUAAUUUAUUUAAUGCCUCUAUGUUGUUUUUUAGGUAUCCUGAUGGCGUACUAAUCGGAAAACAAUUAAUUAACGGGAAUUAAAAUAUGUUUGCUUAUCUACAAUUAGACCGCCAUUGUUAAACCUUUUGAAUUCAGAGCAGUCAGGCUACAGCGCUAAUAUAAUGUUAUCAUGGUUUAGUCGUAUCAUUAUGCUUUGCCGUGAUCUCUAUUGUGAUCCAGCGGGUUCCUCUUGCAUCAUGUGAGUGUUCAACAGGUGUUCGCUCAGUGUUGAGGCGUAUGGGGCACAAAGUGACGCUGGGCAACAUUAGCUGAUUGUAGUAACGAACAGCUAGUGGAUUUGGAAGCAUGGAUUUUUCGUUUUUUCUAGACACCAGUUCCUAUACAGUAUUUGAAAGAAAUGGUUAUGAUCCUAAAACUAGUAGGAUAUAGAUAUCAGAGAAAAACAGGUUAAAAACACAUGAGAUUCACAACUUCUAAACGUGGCUCGCAAACUAGAUCUAAAUGUGGCUAGCAAACGCCAGUUGAGCUUUUGAGUUUUUGGUUCUAAGAGGAUUUUAAAUAUUAAAUAUUAAAGAAUUAUGUUACAAGAUUUCAAGAAGGCUCAGGAGAUAACAAUAGGAGAAAGAAGAAAAUUAUGUUUUUUGUGUGGCUAAGUCAAUGGCAGGUGAUGUCAAUUCUGAUAGUAUGUAUGACUGGUCCCUGAAGUUUGAUUUUCAGUGAUUUGCUUACAGUUUAAGGAGGUGGGGGUGGAUGUGAUAAAUACAUGAUCAAACGCGGCAGGUCUUGCACAGAAUGCUGUAAAAUAGUAGAGGUAGCGUGAAUAGAGUUGUGUUGUGUUGGGAUCUUGUGAGGAUCAUGAAUGAGGCUAACAUUGUGCAACUUGAUGCUGGCCUUAACCACUAUAACCACUAUAAGUAGGGAGUGUGAUGGAAGAGAAGAUUUAGUGUUCAAUGUAAAUUUUGGAUGAAAUGACGAUGACAUUUGUCCUUCAAAAAGGGGCCAUUUUGUUUUGAAUUCACCACUGCUCUAAUAAGAAACGUUGUAAUCUCUGCUUUAAUGGCGAGACAUUGAACAAUCUCUUUUAUUGCCGGUCCUUGCCAGGUCUGCCAUUGUUUAAAGCCUCCUGUUUAGGUCAUCUUCUUUUCCAAGCAGUAGACCGUAGAGGUAAUGUUGACAACUGACCGAAGACUAGGAUCAUUGGUAGUACAGUGGUGUAUAGAAGAUUGAUAAAUUGAUUCCCAGUGGCAUAGAUAAGUUGCUUGAUGGAUAGAUGGAUCGCUUUGAUUGGUUGGUUAAUGUGUGUGUUUGAGUGGACUCCAAGAGGACAGCUGGUACAUUCUGUUGGAUAGAUUACAAGGGGAACUUAAACUGUUUUAAGUCAACCAGUAAAAAGUAUUUUAUACCCAAAAUGAUAUUGAUUUCGAAUGAAAAUGCCAUUAACUCAGUCAAGCAAAGUCAAGCAAACAUGAUUAAUAACGAUUAUUUCUCCUUUGUAGAAAAUUCAAAUUGUAUCUGUGUCAAAGUGGCAAUUAUUGUAAUGGGGAUUUAAAAACACAUUUCAACUCUGGUAAUGGGGAGGUUAAAACAUAUUUAAAAUACUGUAAUGGGGAUAUUAAAACAUAUUCUAUUGUUGAAUUGUGGAUAUUAGAAAACAUUUAACACUUGAAUUUAGUUUGAAAUCCAUCAAUUCCAUGCUGUUCAAAUUUGCUCGUCAUGUUUUGCAAGUCACCUGUCAGGCAAGUCACACGUUAGUAAUGUCGGUGGGAAGAACAAUAAAAACAUGUGGUCAAGUGAUGUCUUUUGUUUUCGUUGUGAAGUUGGUCAGAUUGUGUGUCUAAGUUGGUCAUUCUUUAAGAAGAAAUUCGGCAACAGCUCAGUUAAUGCAUCCUCCAGCUUUUACGUUCGACGAACUCUUCUACAUUAACCCACUGGAGGCCAUGGCAACAGGCUGAAUACAUGUUUAAAUCUGUUUCAUUGAAAGAGAAUAAAAUCAAAGAUGCAUUUUACACCUUUCAAACGUGUUAUUAUGAUGUACAUUGUUAAACAAAGUUCUUCUGGUGUGGCUUACCUAUCAAGGUUUAAAUGAGACUGAACUGAAAUGCUGUUUUGUCAUUGUGCUAAUCUGAAUAUAAAUAUUAUAUUAUAUAUUAAAAUAUAUUUGCUAACUGA
Molecule: messenger RNA, 7092 nt
Organism: Gadus morhua (Atlantic cod)
Lineage: Eukaryota; Metazoa; Chordata; Actinopteri; Gadiformes; Gadidae
Gene: pea15
Product: proliferation and apoptosis adaptor protein 15
Exons: 4
Coding region: 342-734 (130 amino acids)
Biological process (GO): regulation of apoptotic process; MAPK cascade
Molecular function (GO): protein binding
Source: RefSeq, a predicted model, not a curated record